Tachyglossus aculeatus (Australian echidna) is the source of this 568-nucleotide messenger RNA. RefSeq names its product C-X-C motif chemokine ligand 11 (gene CXCL11). Gene Ontology annotation, biological process: cellular response to lipopolysaccharide; chemokine-mediated signaling pathway; antimicrobial humoral immune response mediated by antimicrobial peptide. The record is from RefSeq and is a predicted model, not a curated record. Gene Ontology annotation, cellular component: extracellular region. NCBI's taxonomy places the organism in Eukaryota, Metazoa, Chordata, Mammalia, Monotremata, Tachyglossidae. Bases 17 to 322 code for a protein of 101 amino acids. The transcript is spliced from 4 exons. Gene Ontology annotation, molecular function: chemokine activity; CXCR chemokine receptor binding.
CCGGCCUACCCCGAGCAUGGCCGGAAAGGCGUCUAACCUCCUCGUGGCCCUGCUUCUGCUUGCCGCACUAAUGCCAGUCACCCCCAGGUUCCGAGGAAGCCGCUGCCUCUGUCUUGGCCCCAGAGUGAACUCGGUGCCUCCGGGGAAGAUCAAGAGCAUCUCUGUCUUCCUCCCGACCAGCACCUGUGACUACAAGGAGGUGAUCGUCACCCUGAAGAGAGGGCAGGGGCAGAGGUGUCUGAACCUGUUCUCCAAGCAAGCUCGACUCAUUCUCAAGAAAAUAGUGGAAAGAAAAGAGGCCCAGAGAGAGAAGAUGACCUGAGGAGCCCGUCCAGAGGCUACAGUCCCGGACCUGUAAACUCCGGGCCUGGUUGCGUCUUUGUCCCGACCCCUUCCGAGGUUCGUCAGGGGGUCCGCGGCUCCAACCUUCCCCGCUUUUCUUGCUCUUGCUCAUCACCAUCCUCUGCAGACUGGGUCUUCUUUGCGCUGGAACCAAGGAUAACCUCUAUCUGCUGCAGAUUUGUCCUUCCCAAGCUCCCAGUCCAGUGCUCUGCACACGGUAAGCGCU